Coffea eugenioides is the source of this 2876-nucleotide messenger RNA. RefSeq names its product sucrose synthase 7-like. The record is from RefSeq and is a predicted model, not a curated record. NCBI's taxonomy places the organism in Eukaryota, Viridiplantae, Streptophyta, Magnoliopsida, Gentianales, Rubiaceae. Bases 73 to 2793 code for a protein of 906 amino acids. Gene Ontology annotation, biological process: sucrose metabolic process. Gene Ontology annotation, molecular function: sucrose synthase activity. The transcript is spliced from 15 exons.
UACUAGUUCUCAUCUUUGAACCAUUGAAAAAAGAAGCAAAUAAAAACCAUUUCGUCGAUAGUUUCCCAAUCAAUGGCUUUUGCAGUGGUAGAUGGUCUCAUGCCUGAUGCAUUAAGGCAGAGUCGGUACCAUAUGAAGAGAUGCUUUGCCAGGUUUACUAGCAUGGGACCGAGGCUGAUGAAACACCAGCAUUUGAUGGAAGAGAUGGAGAGUGUAAUCGUGGACAGGGCUGACAGAGCCAAGGUUUUGGAGGUAUCACUCGGUGAAAUCCUGAGUUCCACACAGGAAGCGGCUGUUGUACCGCCUUAUGUUGCUUUUGCAGUGAGAUACGGUUCUGGAUGCUUCGACUAUGUUAAGGUGAAUGCCGAGGAUCUAUCAGCUAAUAAUAUUACUGCAACCGAAUACCUGAGACUAAAAGAAAUGAUCUACGAUGAAAACUGGUCAAAGGAUGAAAAUGCUCUGGAACUAGAUUUUAGAGCAUUUGACUUUGGUAUUCCACGUCUGGCACUCACUUCUUCAGUUGGCAAGGGAAUUAGCUACAUCUCAAAGUUCAUGGCUUCAAAGUUCAUUGGUGAUCCUGAGAGUGCUAAACCAUUGGUCGAAUACUUGCUAACUCUUAAUCACCAAGGAGAGAAUCUGAUGAUCAAUGACACCCUGAACACGGUGACAAAGCUUCGAACAGCACUGAUUGUUGCUGAAGUUUUUCUCUCUUCCAUGGCAAAAGACACACCUUAUCAAAACUUCGAGCAGAGGCUUAAAGAGUUUGGUUUUGAGAAAGGUUGGGGGGAUACUGCAGAAAGAGUCAAGGAAACAAUGAGGAUGCUUUCUGAGAUACUUCAGGCUCCAGAUCCCCUAAACGUGGAAUCACUUUUCAGCAGGCUUCCAGUUAUUUUCAACGUUGUAAUCUUCUCCAUUCAUGGGUACUUUGGCCAAUCAGAUGUCCUAGGUUUGCCCGAUACUGGAGGCCAGGUAGUCUACAUUCUGGACCAAGUAAAAGCUCUAGAGGAAGAAUUACUUUCAAGAAUCAAGCAACAAGGCUUGAAUGUGAGGCCUCGAAUUCUAGUGGUCACUCGUCUCAUACCAGACGCACAAGGCACAAAGUGUAAUCAGGAGAUUGAGCCUAUCAUUAACGCCAAACACUCCCAUAUUGUUCGUGUCCCUUUUCAAACUGAGAAAGGGGUUCUCCGCCAGUGGAUUUCACGAUUUGAUAUAUAUCCGCAUUUGGAGAGAUUUGCCCAGGAUGCUGCUGAAAAGGUCCUAGAACUACUGGAAGGUAAACCAGACCUUAUCAUUGGGAACUACACAGAUGGAAACUUAGUCGCAUCUCUAAUGGCCAGAGAGCUUGGAGUAACUCUGGGAACAAUUGCUCAUGCACUUGAGAAAACCAAAUAUGAAGAUUCUGAUAUCAAAUGGAAGGAAUUUGAUCAAAAGCACCAUUUUUCUUGCCAAUUCACUGCUGAUUUAAUAGCAAUGAAUGCUGCCGAUUUUGUAGUUACCAGCACAUUUCAAGAGAUUGCUGGAAGUAAAACCAGGCCUGGACAAUAUGAAAGCCAUACGGCAUUCACAAUGCCAGGGCUGUAUCGAGUAGUUUCAGGCAUCGAUGUCUUUGACCCAAAAUUCAACAUUGCUGCUCCUGGAGCUGAUCAAUCUGUCUACUUCCCCUUUUCUGAGAAAAAGAAGCGAUUCACCUCGUUUCAUCCCGCCAUCGAGGAGCUACUGUACAGUAAAGACAACAACGCUGAGCAUAUUGGAGUUCUUGCAGACCGGAAGAAACCAAUAAUCUUUUCAAUGUCAAGAAUUGACAAAGUGAAGAAUAUUACAGGACUGACAGAAUGGUAUGGAAAGAACAAGAGGCUCCGAGAUUUGGUAAACCUCGUUAUUGUUGGGGGAUGUUUCGAUCCUUCCAAGUCUAAAGAUAGGGAAGAAAUGGAAGAAAUUAAGAAGAUGCAUACUUUAAUUGAGAAAUACCAACUCAAGGAUCAAAUGAGAUGGAUUGCAGCUCAGACUGAUAGAAACAGGAAUGGUGAACUUUACCGAUGCAUUGCUGACACAAAGGGAGCUUUUGUUCAGCCUGCAUUGUAUGAAGCCUUUGGAUUGACAGUAAUUGAGGCCAUGAAUUGUGGAUUACCUACUUUUGCCACCAUUCAAGGAGGACCGGCUGAAAUAAUUGUGGAUGGAGUCUCAGGCUUUCACAUUGAUCCUUACAAUGGUGAUGAGACAAGCAACAAGAUUGCUGAUUUCUUUGCAAAGUGUAGGAAACAAUCUGGACACUGGAACAGAACGUCUGAAGAGGGCCUCAGGCGCAUAUAUGAAUGCUAUACAUGGAAUAUCUAUGCAAAGAAAGUCCUAAAUAUAGGAUCCACCUAUGGCUUCUGGAGGCAAUUCAAGAAGGAACAAAAGAAUGCUAAGCUUAGAUACAUUGAUCUGUUCUACAAUCUGCAGUUCAAGAAGAUGGCUCAGGACAUGGCCAUCAAAAGUGAAGAAAGCCAACAAAUUCCACCGACAGAAACUGCACAGCCCGAACAACCAAAAGAAGAAGCAGCUCCCAAACAACCAGAAUCAGCACCAGAAGCACUAAAAGAAGUCCUUCCAGAACCAAGCAUAGUUGAGGAGGCUGAAAAAGAUAAAGAGCGGCAGAAGCAGCUUGAUGAAAGUAUUACAAGAACUGAACCUGCAUCAUGUCCCUACUGCAGUUGGCUGUGCUUAUGCAUCUCUACUUCUAUCUUACUUUAUGCCUUGAUAAAGUUGUAUGGUGGAUUAAAUGACGGUGCAUCUUCUACGCAAAAUCCAUGAUUCGGUGUCACAAUUCCGUCUUCAAUUGUAAACUAAAUAAACUAAUCAAUCAUAUUCAAUGCCAACAAUAGUGUUUGAUUUCC